AUGCCGGCGGCUGCGGCGGCUGUGACCGUCGCGCCGCCGCGCGGCGAGCGACGCGGCGACACCGGCGGUCGCGCGUCCGAGGCUCAGCUCCUCGCGAGGGGUGGCAUGCCCAGGUGGCCCGUGUGCACGUGGCGGCCGCACGCGCGUCUGCCGGAAGGGGUGGGCAUCCCUGUCGGCGCAUUCGUAACCUCUCGGCCGGAGGCAGUGCAGAGGGUGCGGCAGGCCCUGAUGGACACGGGGCGGCUCAAGGCGAACGGAGUGACGCGUUUCGACGCGCACGUGUGGGAGGCUCUGUGCGCGACGGGGUACGUCGACGGCGAAUCCCUGCGCGAGGAUCGCUCCGCCGUCGAGUGGGCUGUGCACGUGUUCGGCAUCCCCGAGGGUCAGCGCGAGGUGAACGACGUGGAGGAGCUCCUCGCAUCUGGGGACGUGCGAUACGUCCCGGGCGUCCGCCUCGGCUCACCCGCGUGCUACGUCGACGCGAGGACCGGACGCGACGACCCCGGGACGGCACUCGGGUCGUGGUCGCCGCUCAUCGCGGAACCCGAGCUCGAGCGCACCAGGCGAGAUCGCGCGGAGGCCGAGCGCGGGUCGCGCGCACCCCGCGGCCUAUCGCCCCCGCGAUGGCGACCCGAGGCGCACGCCGCGCUCGCCGCCGCGGUUGACGGAGGAGGCGACGACGGGGAUGGCGGCGACGACGGGGAUGGCGGCGACGACGGGGAUGGCGGCGACGACGGGGAUGGCGGCGACGACGGCUCGUCGCCGUCUCCGUCGUCGCCGUCGGACGGGUUCACGUUUUCGGAGCUGUUCGCGGGGGUGGGCGGGUUCGGCGUCGCCCUGCGAAGCCUCGGCGGAACGCCCGUGUUCGCGUCAGAGCUGUGCGGACACGCGCGGAGGACCUACCUGGCACACCACGGCGGGUCGUGGGGCGACGACGGCGGCACCGACGCUCGACCGCCGCUCGUCUGCUGCGGCGAUAUCACGGAUGUGUGCGAGACGUCGAUGCCGCCGCACGAUUUGCUCACGGGCGGGUUCCCGUGCCAGUCCUUCAGCCGGCGCGGCGACCGGCGUGGGCUCGGGGACCCGCGGGGGCAGCUGUUCCGGGAGAUCCUGAGGGUUCUCGUCGUGGCCGAACCGAGGGCGUUCGUGCUGGAGAACGUGGAGGGGUUGGUGACGAUGGACGACGGCGAGACGAUGGCGGAGAUUGUCGCCGCGUUGGAGUCGGUCGGGUACGCGGUCGGGACUCGGGUGUUCGACGCGCGGGGUUGGGUGCCGCAGAGCCGAAAGAGGGUGUUCUUCGUGGGGUUCAGGUCCGACCUACGGGCGGCGAGGGAGGACGGGGUGUUCACGUGGCCGGAGGAGCCUCGAGAUUGCGGCGGGACGGUUAAGGACGUCCUCGAGGAUGAGCACCGCGAGACGGCGCGGUGCGAGGUGUCGGAGUACCAGAUGGAACGGGCCGCGGCGUUCUUUCGAAGGACGCAGUCCCGGGGAGAGAACGAGGGCAGCGAACACGCGGGGUACCUGUAUCCGGUGGACGGCGUCGCGAGGACUCUGUGCGCGUCAUACAGGAAGAGCAGCGUGUACAACGCCGAGCUGGUGCCGCCGAUGGUUGACAACGGCGAGACGAGGAGGACCAGGCCGAGGUACUACACCGUGCGCGAGUGCGCGAGAUUGCAGGGCUUUCCUGAGACGUUCUAUCCGGAUCCGAAUCGGGGGUACCACGAGCUCGGAAACUCAGUGUGCGUGCCGCUCGUAAGGGCGAUUGGGGAGGAGGUCCUGAGGGCUCUCAGGGCCUCAUGA
This is a messenger RNA of Micromonas commoda, 1800 nucleotides long. RefSeq names its product DNA methyltransferase. The record is from RefSeq and is a predicted model, not a curated record. Lineage: Eukaryota; Viridiplantae; Chlorophyta; Mamiellophyceae; Mamiellales; Mamiellaceae. Gene Ontology annotation, molecular function: methyltransferase activity. The transcript has a single exon. Gene Ontology annotation, cellular component: nucleus. Bases 1 to 1800 code for a protein of 599 amino acids.